Molecule: messenger RNA, 1849 nt
Organism: Anopheles merus
Lineage: Eukaryota; Metazoa; Arthropoda; Insecta; Diptera; Culicidae
Gene: gny
Product: probable dolichyl pyrophosphate Man9GlcNAc2 alpha-1,3-glucosyltransferase
Exons: 2
Coding region: 229-1833 (534 amino acids)
Biological process (GO): protein N-linked glycosylation
Cellular component (GO): endoplasmic reticulum membrane
Molecular function (GO): dolichyl pyrophosphate Man9GlcNAc2 alpha-1,3-glucosyltransferase activity
Source: RefSeq, a predicted model, not a curated record
ACAAAACUUUCUCCUCGCGGAGCAUCACCGACGGUCGCCAAAAGGGCAAGGGGGAGGGUUGUUUGUGAGCAGGAGCUGUCAAACAAAAAACGAUACGCCGCGCUACGAUCGUGUUCACUCUUCGUGUGUGCGUGUUUGUGUGUGUGUGACGGGGGCGCCGCGUUGGAAGUGUACUGUUGUCCGAUUAACGCCGUGGGAAUCCGGUGGGCAGGCCAGAAGCCACCAGAAAUGGACACCAAAACCGCCCUUACGUGGGUGACAAUUGUGGCGGCCGGUCUGUUCCUCCGAGCGGCCAUCUCCCUUCACUCCUACUCCGGCGAAAACCGGCCACCAAUGUACGGUGACUUCGAGGCACAGCGACACUGGCAAGAGGUGACCGUGAAUCUCCCGGUCAGCGACUGGUACCGGAACACCACGGACAACGAUCUGCUCUACUGGGGCUUGGACUAUCCGCCACUUACCGCUUACCACAGCUAUCUCGUCGGAUUGUGGGCCCGUCGGUGGCACAACGAGUCGUACGUGGCCCUGCACGAGUCGCGCGGUAUCAGCACGGACCAGCACAAACAGUUUAUGCGGAAUACUGUCCUACUGCUCGAUGUGUUGCUGUACCUUCCCGCCAUCCUGUACGCCACGUACACCAUUCGGAAGCGGCUGACAGACGAUCGGUCGGAAGUGGCCGAGUGGGUUUCCCUUACGCUUGCUGUGCUCUUCCCCGGCCAGAUUCUCAUCGACAAUGGACACUUCCAGUACAACAAUGCGUCGCUCGGGCUGUGCGCGCUUGCCGUUGUAGCGCUCGUGGAGAGAAGAACACUGGCCGGAGCGGUUCUGUUCUGUCUUGCCUUAAAUUACAAGCAAAUGGAGCUUUACCAUGCGCUGCCGUUCUUUUUCUACCUUCUGCGGGAUUGUUUCACGGGGUCGGACAAAUCCGCGACCGUGCUGGAACGCCUCACAAACGGUGUAUGCAGACUGGCAGUGCUUGGUGUGACCGUUCUGGCAACGUUCCUCGUCCUCUGGCUCCCUUGGCUGAGCUCACUCGAAGCCGUGGGCCAGCUGGUGCAUCGCAUUUUCCCCGUCGCACGUGGCGUUUUCGAGGACAAAGUGUCCAACGUGUGGUGUGUGGUGAACGUGUUCGUGAAGCUCAGGAACUUCCCCAACACAACGAUGGCACUCGUCUGCCUGCUCUGCACCCUGCUGGCCGUCCUGCCGAGUGGGUUGCAUCUGCUGCUGCAAAAGUCGCCCACCAUCCGCAGCUUCCUCUACUCGCUGGCCGUAACAGCGCUCGGCUUUUUCCUGUUCAGCUUUCAGGUGCACGAAAAGUCGAUCCUGCUCGUGGCGCUUCCGGUAACGCUGCUGCUCCCGCUGGAACCACUCGCCGCCUGUUGGUUCCUGCAGAUUGCAACCUUCAGCAUGUUGCCGCUCCUGCACAAAGAUGGGCUCACGGUGCCGUUUGUGGGUCUUUCACUGAUUUCGUUGGCGCUACUCCGGACAGCACAGGGAGUUCAAUCUUCAAUCAAAAAACGGAAUCAAUCCUUGGAUUUGCUCCAUCUACGGGGGCUUCUCCCGGAGAGUGUUGCCAACAAUGUGACGGGAAGUGUACUGGUGACACUUUUCUAUUUGUCCCUGCUGGGGCAGAUGUUGCUAUUGGUGGCCUUCCUUUGCCUUCCCGCCCCGGGCCACCUUCCAUUCCUUUAUCCGCUUGCCAUAUCGGCGUACAGUUGUGGCCAUUUUGUGCUGUUUUACAUGUACUUUAACUACAGACAGUUCUGUAGCGGAGAAGGCACCGUUGCCAACAAGCAGCCGACUAAAAUAAGUCAUAAAAACAAGGUUAAAUAAAGUGUACUUUCGAGAA